Nezara viridula (southern green stink bug) is the source of this 1596-nucleotide messenger RNA. NCBI's taxonomy places the organism in Eukaryota, Metazoa, Arthropoda, Insecta, Hemiptera, Pentatomidae. The record is from the annotation of a GenBank genome assembly.
AUGGAGGAUACACCAGAAGUUAGAAACGGGAGUAAAAGGAGGAAGUCGGAAGUAGUGAUGGUCAGCGAUCUGGUAGUCGGAGAAUCAGGAAGGCCACCUAUGGCAAGAUCAAAUAGUACCUUUUCAGCAGCAGACUUAGAAACAGCCCUCGCAAAAGCUGGUUGUGGAAAGUUCAACUUAGCCCUACUAGUACUCACAUUUCCGGCAUCAUGCACCAGCAGCUUCGACACAAGUUCUAUGUCUUUCGCGAUGCCUGCAGCUUCAGUGGACUUGGACCUCACGCUGUCUCAAGGGGCUCUUCUCCAGUCAUCAUGCUAUGCAGGAAUGAUAAUAGGAGGAUUCAUAUGGGGUCCCUUGUCGGAUGCUUUCGGUAGGAAGAAAUUGCUGGUCAUUGGAUAUCUUGUGGACGCCCUCAUGAAUUUCCUGGCGGGAGCAUUCCCGAUCUUUCCACUGAUGAUGCUCUUCAAGUUUCUAGCAGGAUUAAUGAUUUGUGGUCUAUCUCCAAUCUUCACUGCCUACAUCGCAGAAAUAUACCCAAAGAAGGGAAGAGACACAGUGAUCUUGUCGACCGGGUUCUCCUCCGCAACUGGACAAGUAUUACAAGCAAGUCUAGCAAUGUGGAUAAUUCCAAUUGAAGUCCCCAGUGAGAUACCCUUCAAAUCCUGGCAGCUCUUCCAGAUGGCUAGCGCUUUGCCUUCUCUCAUCAGUGGGAUAGGUUGCCUUUUUUUUGUCGAAUCACCAAAAUUCUUAGCUGACAAAGGCAAUCAUGAAGGUGCCCUCAAAGUGUGCCAGACUAUAUAUACCAUCAAUACUGGCAACAGAUCUUCUGCUUACCCGGUAAAGAGGCUGAAUAAUACGAGUAGGACAACUGAUUAUGAGAAUAAAUCUAAAUUAUCAAAGUUGCUAGAAGGAUUAGAUAUACUUAAACCACCUUUUGUACAGAGAGCAGUGGUAUUAUUCUCGAUUAAUAUUUUAGCUGUUGGCUCAUUUAGUACUCUGCGACUAUGGCUACCAGAAAUGCUUACAUUUGUCAGUAAAUCGACUUUAGACCCAAACCUAGGGCUUUGUCCACUCCUUGAAGAAGGCAACUCAAUGCGAGGAAACUUAUCAUCAACAAAUUUGCACAGCAGGGAUGUUUUUUCAACAAUGAUGUUGGUGAAUAGUGGUUGUCUCAUAGGGCACAUAGUUCUCUUGUGCACCUUCUCAUGCAUAGGAAUAAAAGCAAUGCAAAUUAUCUGUAGCUUGAUGGCCGCAACAUGUGCCUUGAUAAUACCAUUUAUAAGUGCUAGUUAUGUAUUCAUCGUAGUGUCAGUUUUUUUUACCCUGUAUGAUAUGUGCAUCACUUGCAUCAUAAAAAUGGUUGUAGAAAUAUUUCCAACAAGAAUCAGAGCGACUAGCAUUAGUUUUUUAAUGUUAACUUCAAGGAUGGGUAUAUUACCUUUGAACUUUCUUAUGGCAAACUUCAUUUAUAUUUAUUGUGAAUACUUAUUUUAUGGGUUGUCACUGUUUGGAUUGGUUAUUGCAGGGCUAAUACUUAUAAUAUCAAAGAAACCUAUAGAAGAUGAUCAUCAAACCAGUCCCAUAAAAGGGAAGUAA